CAUUAUUACCAUAAUACCAGUGCAAGUCAAUAGAAGAUAUGCUUCUGUGGUCCUAUAUCUCAUCUUAAGACAGAAUAUCAAUCCUUUCAACCUUCCAUCCCUAUCCUGCUGCUACUGAACCUCUUUCCUUCCCUUCAUGGUCACAUUCUCAAUUUUUUUUUUUUUUUAAGAUUUUAUUUAUUCAUGAGAGACACCAGAGAGAAGGCAAAGACAUAAGCAGAGUCUGGAGAAGCAGGCUCCAUGCAGACAGCCCGAUGUUGGACUCUAUCCCAGAAACCUCGGGUCGCCCCCUGAGCCAAAGGCAGACACUCAACCGCUGAGCCACCCAGGUGUCCCACACUUCGCAAAUUACCCUUGCUGCCUCCCUUUCCUCACCUUAAAUAAUUCCCAGCCCACUCCAGCUCUGGGUUCUGUGCUCUCACUCAAGAUACAAUGAUGAGGGUAUUUAAAUCCAUUGAUAUUUUUAGUUCUUACUUGCCUGACUUCUCAGUAACUUACAUGACACAAUUGACCAGACCCUUGAAACACUUGUUUCUGGGCUUCUUGACAUUCUACUCCUGGUUUUUUCUCUGAUUGUCUAGCUGCUUCUCUGUUUUCUUGGCUGGUGUUUCUUUAGCUCUGUCUUCUGUACCAAAACCUGAAGUUCCUUUGACUACUCAUGUCCUAAGUGAGUGUCAAUAUUAGUAAUACCAUUGAUUAAACUAAACAUCUUUAGAGAUAGCUGAAGAGUUACAUGCAAGGAGAUAGUAUUAAUAACAAUAUAUGUUGUGAUGUUUUUCAAAAAUCUUAAGGCCUUGCGUAUAUUUCAGAUAUGUGUCAUUUUAGACCAGGGACAGUUGCUGCCAUCCUCAAAGAUGAGCCUACGGACCAGUCACUUCAUGAGUAUUUCUCAAACUCCUAUGUUAGUGCCUUAUGAACCAUAUGAAAACAUGGUUCUCACCUCAGGGAGAAGACAAUCAGGUGGAAAAAUAGAACUACAGGAAAUAAAGUCUAAUAUAAGACUACAAGAGUCUAAUAAAUUCUAAAUUGUGAGGUUUGCAGUUAAAGAGCUAAAGAAUGGCAACACACAUGCUUGACAUUGAAUUCUGUGCAAGAAAGAAAAAACUUAAUAUAUUCCUUGCCAACGAGUGGUGGAAAAACUCUUGUGGCUGAGAUUUUAAUGCUACAAGAACUGCUUUGCCGGCGGAGAGAUGUUCUGAUGAUCCUACCAUAUGUGGCAAUUGUCCAAGAAAAGAUUUCAGGUUUGUCAAGUUUUGGUGUAGAACUGGGUUUCUUUGUUGAAGAAUAUGCUGGAAGCAAAGGAAAAUUUCCUCCAAUUAAAAGAAGGGGAAAAAAGUCUCUAUAUAUUGCCACUAUUGAAAAAGGAAAUAGUCUGGUGAACUCCUUGAUUGAAACUGGAAGGAUUAGUAGUCUGGGUCUGGUUGUUGUAGAUGAGUUGCACAUGAUUGGUGAAGGGAGCCGUGGUGCUAUACUGGAAAUGACCCUAGCAAAAGUCCUCUACACUAGCAAAACAACUCAAAUUAUUGGCAUGAGUGCAACACUGAACAAUGUUGAAGACCUACAAAAGUUCCUUCAAGCCGAAUAUUAUACCAGUCAGUUUAGACCAGUUGAAUUAAAAGAAUAUUUGAAAAUAAACGAUGCAAUAUAUGAGGUUGACAGCAAAGCUGAGAACGGAAUGACUUUUUCACGUCUCCUUAAUUGUCAGUAUUCUAAUACCCUGAAAAAGAUGGAUCCGGAUCACUUGGUAGCAUUGGCAACAGAAGUUAUUCCCAAUUAUUCCUGCUUAGUUUUCUGUCCCACUAAGAAGAACUGUGAAAAUGUAGCAGAAAUGAUAUGCAGAUUUUUAAGCAAACAAUAUCUGAAACACAGGGAGAAAGAAAAACAUGAGGUGAUUAAGAACUUGAAGAAUAUCAGCAGUGGCAACUUGUGUCCCAUUUUAAAUCGCACCAUCCCUUUUGGUGUUGCUUAUCACCAUAGUGGUUUAACGAGUGAUGAAAGGAAACUCUUGGAGGAGGCCUAUUCCACAGGAGUUCUGUGCCUUUUUACCUGCACAUCCACUCUAGCAGCAGGUGUUAAUCUGCCAGCUCGAAGAGUUAUUCUAAGAGCUCCCUAUGUUGCUAAGGAAUUUUUAAGGAGGAGUCAAUAUAAACAGAUGAUUGGCAGAGCUGGCCGUGCUGGAAUAGAUUCCAUUGGGGAGAGUAUCCUUAUACUGCAAGAAAAAGACAAGCAACAGGUAUUGGAGUUAAUAAGCAGACCGUUGGAAAACUGUUAUAGCCAUCUUGUUCAAGAAUUCACCAAGGGAAUCCAAACUUUGUUUCUCUCUUUGAUUGGUUUGAAGAUUGCAACGAAUCUUGAUGACAUAUAUCACUUUAUGUGUGGUACAUUUUUUGGUGUUCAGCAAAAGAUUUUAUUGCAAGAAAAAAGUCUGUGGGACAUAACCAUUGAAUCACUUAGAUAUCUGACAGAAAAAGGACUUCUACAAAAAGACACUAUUGAUAAGCCCAAAGAAGAGAUCCAAUAUAGUUUUCAUAUUACAAAACUGGGACGAGCUUCUUUUAAGGGGACUAUAGAUUUGGCUUAUUGUGACAUUCUGUACAGAGAUCUGAAGAAAGGUCUUGAAGGACUUGUUCUUGAAAGCCUUCUUCACCUGAUUUAUUUAACAACUCCCUAUGACAUGGCUUCUCACUGUGACCCCGACUGGAUGAUAUACUUCAGGCAGUUUAGCCAGCUUAGUCCAGCAGAACAAAAUGUAGCUGCUCGUCUUGGAGUCUCUGAAAACUUUAUUGGGAAGAAAGCAUCAGGUCAACCUAUAAAGAAGAAGGUGGACAAGGACAUUGUCAACAGACUGUACCUGUCUUUUGUUCUUUAUACCCUGCUCAAAGAGACCAACAUUUGGAGUGUGUCUGAAAAAUUUAAUAUGCCUCGAGGCUAUAUACAAAGUCUUCUCACUGGAGCUGCCUCAUUCUCCUCUUGUGUGCUGCAUUUCUGUGAGGAACUUGAGGAGUUUUGGGUGUAUAGAGCCCUUUUGGUAGAACUUACCAAGAAGUUGACUUACUGUGUAAAGGCAGAGCUAAUCCCUCUCAUGGAAGUGACUGGAGUUUUAGAGGGUCGAGCAAAACAGUUAUACAAUGCAGGUUAUAAAAGUCUGACGCACUUAGCUAACGCAAAUCCUGAAGUUCUAAUAAGAACAAUUGAUCAUUUAUCAAGACGCCAGGCCAAGCAAAUGGUUUCAUCAGCAAAGAUGCUGUUACAUGAGAAAGCAGAGGCUUUACAAGAGGAAGUGGAAGAGUUAUUGAGAUUGCCUUCUGAUUUUCCCAGUAUUGCAGCCUCUUCUGAAAAGGCAUGAAGCUGUCUGACAAGCAUUUUCAAAUAUGAAUGAUUUAUUGUACAUAUUUUUAUUAAGUAUUCUCUAUCAUUUAUAAAUGAAAAAAUACAUUUUAAUUAUAUAUUAAGAACUGUGGAUGAUGUUUGAAU
Messenger RNA from Nyctereutes procyonoides (raccoon dog), 3474 nucleotides. It is a transcript of the gene HELQ, whose product is annotated as helicase, POLQ like. The transcript has 17 exons. Gene Ontology annotation, molecular function: ATP binding; nucleic acid binding. The coding region runs from base 1160 to 3346 and encodes 728 amino acids. NCBI's taxonomy places the organism in Eukaryota, Metazoa, Chordata, Mammalia, Carnivora, Canidae. The record is from RefSeq and is a predicted model, not a curated record.